ACUAGGAAAACAAUGGCACCGAACGAUUACUGCCGUUUGUGCAAGACAAAUAUGAGAGAAGCUGGACCCUCCGUAUUUGGACAUUCAACAGACAUGUUUUUGACCAAAAAAACAACGAGCAUAUCCGAGAGGUUAGCGCUGUUAGGUGUGAUUGUAGUCCCGGAGUUGGGGCAAUCCAAUAGGUGUUGUCAGCAUUGCUCCUCGGUUAUUAGCAGGCUUGAAAAAGACUUGCCAAUAUUCAGGCAAUGGGAGCAGGACUUCCGAGACAGCAGCGCAUCUGAAAGGCAACGCGAGCCCACGCCGUCAAAGACUCCGAGGGAUCUAAAGAAGACCUGCCCAAAUCCACCGAGUCCAAGUGCAAGGUUUUUCGGAGAAACAGCCCGAGUGUCAGGUGCCAGGUCGUUUGGAGAAACAACCACCCAGGUUACAAUCAAAUAUCCAUCCCAAAUACUGACAAGGGUGUGCGAUCCUGAGGAAGAUCCUAUAGUUAAAUUCAUUGUGCUGAGGAGAUGGAAAGAGGCCGCCAGUCACAUAAUGAAACAUCCACACCUGCAAGACGAAGUCAAACAUGGAGUCAUCAAGUUAAUACGCAAAGAAUGUGAUUUGCUGUGCUCUCCCAAGAAUGACUUCUUGCUGUGGAAGUGUACACCGGCCGACCUCAAGUCAUUCUCCUUCUACCGUCUAAGAGAUGACCUCCAUCGGCUUGCCCCCUUUCUACUUUCAAUUUUCAAUUGCAUCAGCAACGACAACAACUUUGCAGGCUGCACAGCCGCAGCCAUUGCAAUAAGAGGCAGACAGCCCCGCCUGGCAGCGUUAUCUUUUUGGAUCAACACCAUUCUCCAGUACGGCGGAGCCAAGAAGUCUGUCUUCAGUCGACUCAGCCAGUUGUCCAUCACCACUUCCCACAGCAGAGCAAUUAAGAAACAACAGUUGGCGCUUGACUGUGGGGCAGAGUUCUUACAAUUUCAAGGCACAAAAAGCAAUGAUGAAAGCAGUCCAGACUACACUCCAUCUGUAAAUAUGGGUUACCAUGCUAAGCAGGUCAACAGCAGUCAGCAGUAUGCAAGGCAAGACAAAUUCAUCAACAACCCUCAGCUCAGGGAGUCCCUUGGCUUCACCCAGAAACGAAAGUUCCAGCUGGUGCGUGGUGCUGUGCCUGAAAUACUGAAACCUACUCGGGCUACUGUAGACAGUGAUGUCGCAGGUCAGAGAGGUCGCUCAUCUGCUUGUGUCAAGCUACAGGUGGCAAGGCAAAAGAGAUCUGAAGGAGCAACUGGACGAAAUAUAUUGAAGACUUUUGAAACAGCAGCUACCUUGCAGAGGGACGAUGUGGAGAAACCGUUACAAACUUCAGUGCAUUUCCAUGAUUACUUUCAGCCUCUGGAAGAGGAAACCAACAGCACUGGCAUUGGUGUCGUAUCAGAGACCAAUCAAGAGAUGCAGAUAAAUUUCACUUGUGUAGAGCACACAGAUGUUCGCUGUCCCAGUGAAGCUGAAAAGCAGGAUACAGGAGCGCCGGCAAACCUACGCAGUAAAACAAAUCCAGAUUGGGCACCGACACUCAAAUUAGGACACGAUAAGAUCAAGAGACGAAAACUCAUCUCGCAGUAUCAAGAAGCAACAAGAGAAAUGAAAGACGUGCCACGAAAGCCAGAUUAGAAGCAGCGCAGACUUUAGCGAGUUUGGAUACACAAGGAGAACGACGUGGGUCAACUUUGCCAGAUGCCACAUCUGAGGGGGGCUGACAAAUCCUGAAUUUCUGUCAAGAUAACUGUCCAGAGAUUUAUAAGCACGCAGUGCUUCACCACUGAACAGCGAGGGAAAGUUAAUGAGGUAAUUAUACACAAACUACGUCCGGUAAUCGAUAAGGGUCACUAAUCUGUAGGUCGUUUAUUUUAGACAUGUAUCUAGUUAUCUGUUUAGAAAAAUGAGCCGUGUAGUCCGUUGGUUGAAAUUGAUCCAUUUUGUAUACGAAUGCAGCAAUAUUCAGCUGUGUUGUUGACCGACAAGAUGGCGGCUGUUUACAUUCCAGCCGGGAUUCGGUCACGUGACUGCAAGAGGUCUAUAGGCUGUGGUGUAAAGUUGCAUACGACAUUCACAAUCGAAGAAUAGUUUGGCUCCACAAUGACCAAUUCCAAUUAUGCACUAUUCACUAUUCACAUUAUUUCAAUAUUGUAUGAUGUGAAUAUCUUUAUAAAAGAUAUGUCCAACAACCAAAUAAGAAAGGAAACCAUAUUUUUAAAAAAUAAUACAUAUUUAUUUGCCAAUCUUGAAAGUACUGUUCGACAGAAUGUUCUGUAAAUAGAUUUUUUACUUCAAACUCCAUGACCAGCAAGAAUUUUACAGACUGUGCAACUUAAGGACAACAGGAAAGUGCACUUACUGUAACAAAACAUUGUAAAUAGUUGGCUAACACAGCAAUAGCAGUUGAAUAAAUAGAUGAGUGAAUCUUUAGAUCUUGCAAUUACUGGUAUUUCCCAAGGAUAUUACCAAAGUGCUAACUCUCAGAGCAAAGUGUGGCAAAUAUAAAAACACACAUUGAAAACAUCAAAAGUGAACGGAUUCUUUGACUGUGUGUGAGAGUAAGGGGGGGAGGAUUGAAGAGUGGUAGGCUAUUACAUUGUCUUUGCCUCGUAGAGCUAACUCGAACACUCCACAAAAUUUCACGCGUUGGAUGAGCCGGUUUAAUAUGCGCCUGUUCUUGCUCACCUCAUCGUUGUGGCGGCGAACUGCUAGCCUGUAGCCCUCAUCCAGUUGUGUAGCGAUGUUCACUCUCCCAAAAGCCGAAAAUUUCAGGCAGCUGCCCAUGUGAAUCUUUGAUGAAUCAUGAUUUUUUAUUUUCUCCGACAAACGAUGCAUGUCCGAAACUCCAGUGACAGUCCAAGCAGUGUUGUCCGUGGAGCCACCUUCAGGGUGGAAAAGUAAGCAGGAGGAGCAGAAAACCGCUGAGGCGUCCUUGCAGCCAGCUCGCCAGGAUUUGCACUGGGACCAUGUUGAAGUAAAACCUCGAGUAUAUGAUUCCCCCCCUUUGUCGAAAUUUGUUUUAUGUUUAGAUUUGGUUGAGGGGGUCCAGCUUGUUUUGUUGCCAGUUUAGCUCGAUUUGAUCGCUGACUAAAUGGAACUUCUUUUAAGGACCGCACUGAAUUGCUUUCCGCAUCAAUCUCACCUCAGAAACUGAGCGGAUCGAACGCAACUUUGCCGUGCUUCGCAGUGGCGUAAGCACGUUAGGGCAAGCCCCCCGGAAGCCAUAGAGAUUGCAUUGAAGUGUCUGUUAGGAGAAAAAAAAAUACAUUAACAUGGGACUCUAUCAGUGAACUCUUGGGCGAUUCUCAACGUGACUGAAAUCGCCCCAAAAGGGGCGGUACUCUAGAAGCAAGACCACCCUGAUUGGACAGUGAUACUCAGAGACAGAUUAAAAUGGCCUAGAGCAGCACUGGUGAAAGUUUGUUUAAAAAAAAAAUUAUUUUUUUUCGUUUUGGCAGUGCGUCGCCCAAUCGCCCUUAUGCACCACCCGCCCUUGUUCGAGAAUGGUUAUAUCUUGUUCAGCAUUUGGUUGUACCAAUAGACAGGGCCA
This is a messenger RNA of Neoarius graeffei (lesser salmon catfish), 3574 nucleotides long. RefSeq lists its product as uncharacterized. The record is from RefSeq and is a predicted model, not a curated record. The coding region runs from base 13 to 1659 and encodes 548 amino acids. Lineage: Eukaryota; Metazoa; Chordata; Actinopteri; Siluriformes; Ariidae. The transcript is spliced from 9 exons.